AUGCCUCAGAUAACAGCCAUUACCAAUAUUUCAAUGACGGCUUUCGAAGAUAUUUCAGCAACAACGUCAUCAAGAAAUGAAGCAUCAUAUAACCUAGUGGAACAAGAUUUAAAUGCCUUUCAAGAAACAUAUUCUAUAAAUAAUGUUGUCGUAGACUUACGUGAAUUUCAAUCUCUUCUUUCAAAAAUUGAAGAUUUGAUUAAACAAACACAUAUACCAGAUUUUCCAGAAGAAGCAUUUGUUAUUGAAACACAUUCAUUAUGUUUAUCAUUGAAGAAUUUAUCAACAGCAGUGGAAUAUAAUUGUUUCAAGUUGAUGUCAAACAUUAAAUCAAAUCGAGGUAAUGUAAUUAACAAAGAGAAGGCUCAGUUUAUCAGUAGAGACCCAUAUGACAAUAAAAAAUAUAACGAUGAUGAAUUGCGUUAUCUUGUUACUUAUGGUCCUAAUCAUGAAAUCCUUUCAUCAUAUCCUCAAAAUCUUGACUUGAAAAGAAAGAAAAAGCAAUCUUCAUUCAAUUCUAGCUGGUAUAAUGACUUUCCUUAUUUGGAAUAUAGUAUUAAAAAUGAUUCUGUUUUCUGUUUUUGUUGUCGAUUAUUUGGUGUUGGUCCUGGUGGCGAACAUGCUCAAGAUGCGUGGUCAUCUAAAGGUGUAUCAUCUUGGUCAAAGAUGACAGGUUCAAAUGGAAAAUUGGUCAAACACUUUAAAUCUACAGCACAUGUCAGCGCGGAAAACCGAUUAUUAAAUUUUUCUCAAAAAAAAACGAAUGUUGAUUUAACGAUAGAUGCUCGUCGAAGAGAGGCUGAUCAAAAACGUGAACAACUAUUGAAAUUGAAUGAAAAAAUUAUCAUUUCGUUAAUUGAUGUUGCCAGAUUUCUUAGCCGGCAAUCAUUAUCAUUCCAAGGAGACGAGAAUUCCGAAGGCAACUUUGUUGCCAUUAUUGACCUCCUUCGUCGUCGUGAUCCAGUACUCGAUCAGUGGUUCAAAGACGCAAGUUUACGACCAUAUCGUGUCAAUUAUCUGCAUCAUGAUUCACAAAAUGAAUUUAUUGACUUAUUAGGUAAUGCAGUUCCUAAAUCAAUUAUAGAAGAUAUUAAUGAAGCUGAAUUUAUUUCUAUUACAACUGAUUCUACUACUGAUAUCUCACACAAAGAAAUCUAUACAAUUAUUAUCAGAUUUUCUAAAAAUUUUAUUGUACAGGAACGCAUUAUAUCUCUUACAGAAUUAAAUUCUAAGGUAGGUGAAGAUAUAUGUAAGUAUUUACUAGAUGAAUUAAAGAAGUGUGGUAUUUCAACUGACAAAAUAAUUGCUCAAUCUUACGAUAAUGCUCCUAAUAUGUCGGACAAGAAUAUAGGAGUACAGGCUUGUUUAAGCCAGCAUUUAGGUCGCAAAAUUACAUUUAUUCCAUGUGGAGUUCAUUCAACGAAUUUGGUUAUCAAGCAUGGAAGUAAUAUUAGUAUUGAAUAUGUAAAUUGUUUUGGUAUUUUACAAGAAUUAUAUAAUUUCUUCAAUAUCAGUGCCAAAAGACAUUCAUUAUUAUGUGAAAGUUUAAGUAAAACAGAAUUUGGACUAUUGGUCAAAGAUUUGUCCAGAACACGCUGGUCUGACCGAUAUGAAGCUAUUCGAGCUGUUUUUACUUCAUAUCAACAAAUCAUUAAUACUCUUCAGAAAAUAUCUGAAACAGAUUCUGAAAAAACUACAAAACAAACAGCAGAAAAUCUAUUGAAUAAACUAUGUUCUUUUUCAUUUUAUAUUGUAUUGAUAUUUUUGAAAAAUUUAAUGGCAAUGACAAAUGCUUUAGUUGUGCAUUUACAAAAGAUUGAGCUGGACGUAUUGACGGCUAUUGAUACUAUUCAAGAUACGAUCAAUGUUUUGGAAAAAAUGUAUCAAGAAAAUACACAUCUUGAAUCUAUGGUUGAAGUAGCUCGUAAAGAUCUUGAAAAAUUAAAUAUUCGAGUUGAUUUGAAUAAAGAUUUAUUACGUCUUCAACGUCGUAAGAAAGAUUUAAAAUCAUUAGAACAAUAUUAUUGUAUAAUCUUUCGAAAAAUUAUCGAAUCUAUCAAUGAUGAACUCAAAGAAUAUUUAUCAGUUUUAAAUUCGAAAAUUAAACAUUUUGUUCAUUUAUCUCCUAAAUGCAUUCACUUAUUCUCGAAAGAGGAAGCGAAACAAUUGCAAUUGAUUGUUCCACGUAUUGAUGAUCAUGAACUAUUAUUUUCAGAAUUACAAUUAUUAAAAAUGAAAAUUGCUCAAUCGAAUUCAAUGAUGAAUGUAUGGGAGAUAAUUCGCGCCAGCACUGGUUAUCCACGAGCACAGAAGGUAUACAAUUAUUUGUUAACUCUUCCAGUAGCCAUCGCAACUAAUGAACGAUGCUUUCAUAAGCUAAAACUUAUAAAAACUUACCUUAGAUCGGCAAUGCAUAAUGAACGAUUAUUUCAAUUAAUGUUAUGUGCCAUCGAAAAAGAUAAACUCGAUGGACUUGAUUUACAUUGUUUGGCGAAACAGUGGACAAAGAUGAAGGACAGACGCAUCGUAAUUCCAUCUGAUAACUAA
Rotaria sp. Silwood2 is the source of this 2547-nucleotide messenger RNA. NCBI's taxonomy places the organism in Eukaryota, Metazoa, Rotifera, Eurotatoria, Philodinida, Philodinidae. The record is from the annotation of a GenBank genome assembly.